Messenger RNA from Oncorhynchus tshawytscha (Chinook salmon), 892 nucleotides. Its product is annotated as alpha-N-acetylgalactosaminide alpha-2,6-sialyltransferase 5-like. Gene Ontology annotation, molecular function: alpha-N-acetylgalactosaminide alpha-2,6-sialyltransferase activity. NCBI's taxonomy places the organism in Eukaryota, Metazoa, Chordata, Actinopteri, Salmoniformes, Salmonidae. Gene Ontology annotation, biological process: oligosaccharide metabolic process; ganglioside biosynthetic process. Bases 218 to 892 code for a protein of 224 amino acids. The record is from RefSeq and is a predicted model, not a curated record. The transcript has 4 exons.
GAAGGUGAUGUGACUGACACACACAGGAUCUGCUGGAAACACAAGAAGAGUCAUCCACAACACAACACCAUACCGAUAAUGACGGGGUGACGGUGGUGGGAUGCGAGGAGGGGAAAAGAUAUUAUUCCGCCGGUAUAUAUUAACCUGAUUUAUACCAUGAGGAAAAGUGGAGCUACACGUGCAGACAGUGGGAAAUAAGACGACACGGUGCUGAAAAAUGAAGACACCUAUGCACCAUGGAAUAGCUGUGUUUCUCGUCAUCACUCUGUGCGCCAGCCUGUUCCUCGUCUACAACGGCGGUUUCCACGGUAGCACCAGUGAGAGCGGGAUGGCGGUUGCGGCGGGGGGGUCCAGAGACAGGAGCGAUGCCAGGAGAAGCUGGCAGACAGAGCAGCAGCAGAAAGCCUCAGUCAGACCAGCAGUCCUACAGGGAUACAGCAGCAUCAUCGACCACAAGCCUCUGAAAAUGCACUGCCAUAGCUGUGCGUUGGUGACCAGCUCCGGUCACCUGAUGGGUGGUGGUCGUGGCGAGGAGAUUGACCGGGCGGAGUGUGUGAUCCGUAUGAACGACGCCCCCACGGCGCUGGGGUACGGGCGAGACGUUGGGCGCCGCACCUCGCUACGUGUCAUCGCCCACUCCAGCAUGCAGAGGGUCCUACGGAGCCGUCACGAAUUGCUCAACGCAUCCCAGGACACAGUGUUUAUCUUCUGGGGGCCCAGUAAUUACAUGCGGCGGGAUGGGAAGGGUCUGGUCUACAACAACCUGAGGUUGAUGAACCAGGUGCUGCCCAAACUAAAGGUCUACAUCAUCUCCUGGCAGAAGAUGCUGCAGUUUGACGAACUCUUCAAGAGGGAGACGGGCAAGGACAGGUCAGUUAAACCUACAUGCUAG